Molecule: messenger RNA, 2312 nt
Organism: Scomber japonicus (chub mackerel)
Lineage: Eukaryota; Metazoa; Chordata; Actinopteri; Scombriformes; Scombridae
Product: kinesin-like protein KIF3C
Exons: 8
Coding region: 1-2211 (736 amino acids)
Biological process (GO): microtubule-based movement
Molecular function (GO): microtubule binding; microtubule motor activity; ATP binding
Source: RefSeq, a predicted model, not a curated record
AUGUCCAAGAAUAAGAGCAGUGAGUCAGUGAAGGUGGUAGUUCGAUGCCGCCCUUUGAACAGGAGAGAGGAGUCCAAUGGGCCAGCAGGGGGCAUCGUACAGAUGGACCUGCGGCUCGGGCAGGUGAUCCUCCGAAACCCUCGCGCGCCGCCCAGCGAACCCCAGAAAACAUUCACGUUCGACGCAGUUUAUGAUGCGAACUCUAAACAGCGAGACUUGUACGAUGAGAGUGUGCGACCGCUGAUAGAUUCGGUGCUCGCGGGGUUCAACGGUACCAUAUUUGCUUACGGGCAGACCGGGACAGGGAAGACGUACACCAUGCAGGGGGCGUGGAUGGACCCGGAGAAACGAGGAGUGAUACCCAACGCCUUUGACCACAUCUUCACACACAUCUCCCGCUCACAGUCGGACAAGCAGUACCUGGUGCGGGCGUCUUACCUCGAGAUCUAUCGGGAGGAGGUCCGGGAUCUCCUGGAUCCCAACCAUGGCAAUGCCCGGGCCCUGGAGCUCAGGGAGAAUCCUGACACCGGGGUAUAUGUACAAGACCUCACGUCAUGCGUCUGCAAGAGCAUCAAAGAAAUCGAGGAGGUGAUGAACGUGGGCAACCAGGCGAGGGCAGUUGGGGCGACAGACAUGAACGAACAUUCUUCCAGGUCCCAUGCCUUGUUCCUGAUCACAGUAGAGUGUAGCCAGCCUGGACCAGACGGGAGGAAACACAUCCGGGUUGGUCGCCUUAAUCUGGUGGACCUGGCUGGCAGCGAGCGCCAGGCCAAGACAGGCGUCCAGGGAGAGCGCCUGAAGGAGGCCGCCAAGAUCAACCUUUCCCUGUCAGCUCUGGGGAACGUGAUCUCAGCGUUGGCGGACGGGCGCAGUAGCCACGUGCCAUACAGGGACUCCAAACUGACCCGUCUUUUGCAGGACUCUUUGGGUGGGAAUGCUAAGACUGUCAUGGUGGCCACUCUUGGCCCGGCACCCCAGCACUACGAUGAGACCAUCACCACCCUCCGCUACGCCAAUCGAGCCAAGAACAUCCAGAACCAACCCAAAGUCAACGAGGACCCUAAAGACGCCCUGCUGCGUGAAUUCCAGAUGGAAAUCGCUCGCCUCAGGGCCCAGCUCAACCACAGGAAGUGGAGGAGCCAACAGAAGAAGGAGCUGGUGGACGGCGAGGGCUGGGAGAGAGAUGGGGAUGAAGAUACUGAGGGCGAAGAAGGGGAGGAGGUGGAGAAGGAGGCAGAGGAGUACGUGAAGCAGGAAGAGCAGCGGCUGGAGAGGGAGAAGGAGGCCAUCAGGGGAGAUCGUUCCCUGUUGGCUGAAGAGAAGCAGAGGCUUCUGGGGGAGAAGGAGAGGAUGAUGGGGGAUCUGAGGAAGGAGCAGGAAGCCGCCGAGCAGCUGACGGCCAGGUACAAGGCAAUGGAGAGCAAGCUGCUGGUGGGAGGAAAGAACAUCAUAGAUCACACCAAUGAGCAGCAGAAGAUGCUGGAGAUGAAACGAAAUGAGAUUGCUGAGCAGUCACGCAGAGAGAGGGAGAUGCAGCAGCAGAUGUUGGUCCAGGACGAUGAGACGCUGGAGCUGAGGGAGACUUUUACUUCUCUGCAACAGGAAGUGGAAGCCAAGACCAAGAAACUCAAGAAGUUGUAUGCCAAGCUUCAGUGCAUUAAAGCGGAGAUCCAGGACGUUAACGACGAGCACGUGAGGAGCCGGCAGGAGCUGGAGCAGACUCAGAACGAGCUCACCAGAGAGCUGAAAUUUAAGUAUCUGAUCAUAGAGAACUUCAUCCCUCCUGAGGAGAAGAACAAGAUCAUGAACAGACUGACGUUUGAUCCCGAGGAGGAUCAGUGGAAGUUUCAACCUCUCGUCCCUGCUGAAAGUAAAUCCUUGCAGAUGAAGAAAAGGCCGACAUCUGCAGUCGGAUACAAACGACCCAUCAGCCAGUAUGCCAGGGUUGCCAUAGCGAUGGGAGCUCAUUCCAGAUACAGGGCGGAGAACAUCAUGUUUCUGGAGCUGGACAUGACUCCUCCAAACACCGCCUCCCUGGAUCGAUCAGCGGAGGCCGACCCCAACCAAAGUCCCUCUCUGGACAACUCCCCCACCAAGGACAGAGUCCGCAAGUCUCGCUCCUGGUGCCAGACUCCAAAAUCCAUCACUUCCUCCUCUUCCAAUGUUUCCUUGGCGGCGUGCCACACCGCCACGCCCGCAGCGGCGCAGUGAAACUUUGAUGCUUCUGCAAAUAGUUUUUUUAUUGUUAUUUAUUUACCAGAAUUCUUCUUUGUCUUUUUUCUCUUCUUCUUCUUCUUCUUCCGGUGCUGGGA